Molecule: messenger RNA, 2436 nt
Organism: Pelodiscus sinensis (Chinese soft-shelled turtle)
Lineage: Eukaryota; Metazoa; Chordata; Testudines; Trionychidae
Source: RefSeq, a predicted model, not a curated record
UGGCCCUGCAGCACAAGCAGCAGCCCGGCCUCCUGUUUUCCACAUGCCAACUGACUGCCUGUGAUUCCAGCUUAGCCCAGCACUUGGCUCUGCACUGUCAGCUGCCGGGGGGGCAGCCUUGAACCAAAUGGGCAUGGAUGGGGGUGAAAGUGGAGGUGCUGAGCCCCAGAGCACACAGCCCGUGGGGCAGGCAAUAGCUAGGGGUGCAGGGAAGAGGUGCGGUGUCCAUGGAGCACCUAGGCCCGUGCGGCAGGUGAUGGCUGUGACAAGCAGCAUGUGAGGUGACCGACAGAGCUGUCACUGCUGCCUGCCAUGUCUCCAGCCCAGGGGCCAACCCCUGAGCUGCUCACGGAUCCCUAUGAGAGCUUCAUGCACCACCAUCUCCAGUACUAUGGCUACUUCAGAGAUGAGGAGCAAGCAGUGGAGAACAGCUCCCCUGUGCGGCAGCUGCCCAGGCCACAGAGCUCGGACUCGCUGCUGGCACGGGAGGCCCUCCAGGAGAGCGGUGGAUCAGACCUCGAGUCCCUUCAGGACAACGGGAAGAAGCUGAUCUGUUCGCUCAUGCUGGAGGCGGCCCUUCUCAAGAGCAAACAGCUUCUCUUCAGCCACCUCGAGGGCCCUGGGGUGCGGCGCCUGCGGGAGCCACGGGGUCUCUUUGCUGUGCCCAUCUCGCAGGGCCCCCUGCAGGCCCCCCGCUGGCCCGUGGAGUGCGAAGUCAUCGAGGAGCAAAUCCAGCACAUCGAGUGGGUGCCGCCUGAACCGGAGCCCUUCUACCAGCCCACAGGAAAUGAGCCGGUCCCACUAAUUGUGGGGCAGGCGAAAGGAACCGUGGUCUAUCGCAUACGCCCAGCGGCCAAAGGCUCCUAUUUCACCUGCUCCCGCGUUGGAGGCGCACAAGGGCCCAUCAUGUCACGUGCCGUCAGCUUGGAAGGUCCAGAGGACAUCACCCUGCUCUUUGAAUCCAGGUUCGAGAGCGGGAACCUCCAGAAGGCCGUCCGAGUAGGCCCGUACGAGUACGAGCUGACGCUGCGCACGGACCUGUACACCAGCAAGCACACCCAGUGGUUCUACUUCCAGGUCAGGAACACCAGGAGCGACGUCACCUACCGCUUCUCCAUUGUCAACCUGAUGAAGCCCAAGAGCCUGUACAGCAUGGGGAUGAAGCCGCUCCUGUACUCGGAGCGGGACGCGCAGGAGCACGGGGUGGGCUGGCGGAGAGAGGGGAGCGACAUCCGGUACUUCCGGUGCAGCUCCGAGGAGGGCCAGGCCUUGUACUGCCUGACGUGGACGGCGCGCUUCCCCCACGACCACGACACCUGCUACUUUGCCCACUUUUACCCCUACACCUUCUCAGACCUGCAGCGCUACCUGCUGGCACUGACCAGCGACCCGGUCCGCUCACAGUACUGCAAGCUGCGCGUCCUGUGUAGCAGCCUCGCCGGCAACACCGUCUACCUCCUCACCAUCACUAGCCCAUCCCGCAACCCCGCCGCCAUGGCCGCCAAGAGGGCUGUGGUGCUGAGCGCCAGGGUGCACCCCGGGGAGACCAACGGCUCGUGGGUGAUGAGGGGCUUCCUGGACUUCAUCCUGAGCGACUCUCCCGAUGCUCAGCUCCUCCGCGAGCUCUUCAUCUUCAAGGUGGUGCCCAUGCUCAAUCCAGACGGGGUGAUCGUGGGGAACUACCGCUGCUCGCUGGCCGGCAGAGAUCUCAACCGCAACUAUCAGACCAUCCUGAAGGAGUCCUUCCCCUGCAUCUGGCACACCCGGAGCAUGAUCCAGAGAGUCCUGGAGGAGCGGGAGGUCCUGCUGUACUGUGACUUCCACGGCCACAGCCGCAAGAACAACGUCUUCAUGUACGGCUGCAACAACAAGAGCUCGCCUGCCCAGCGGCUCCACGAGCGCGUCUUCCCGCUCAUGCUCAGCAAGAACGCCCCUGACAAGUUUUCUUUCCACAGCUGUAAGUUUAAGGUGCAAAAGAGCAAAGAAGGGACGGGACGGAUUGUCAUGUGGAGGAUGGGUAUCCCCAACAGCUACACCAUGGAGUCUACCUUCAGCGGCUCCACUCUGGGCAGGAAGAGCGACUCCCACUUCACCUCGGAGGACCUCAAAUCUCUGGGCUAUCACGUCUGCGACACGCUCCUGGAUUUCUGUGACCCCGACCGCUCCAAGUUCCUACAGUGUCUGUCCGAGCUCCAGGACCUGCUGCAGCAGCAAAUCCAUGGGAAGCUGCAGGAGCUGGGGCACGAGCAGGACUCAGCUGGCGCCUGGAGCGACCUCUCCCUGUCAGACAUGGAGUCCAGCACCAGCGGCUCCAACAGCUCCCAGUCCGAUGGCCUCCCUGCUCAUCUCAAUGUGACGGAGAAGGUCCCGCAGAAGCAGAAGAAGAAGAAGAAGAAGAAGCGGGGGAUGAGUCCCCUGUGGCGGUGGCUGACAUGA